Cololabis saira (Pacific saury) is the source of this 1764-nucleotide messenger RNA. RefSeq names its product KAT8 regulatory NSL complex subunit 2 (gene kansl2). The record is from RefSeq and is a predicted model, not a curated record. NCBI's taxonomy places the organism in Eukaryota, Metazoa, Chordata, Actinopteri, Beloniformes, Belonidae. Bases 119 to 1603 code for a protein of 494 amino acids. The transcript is spliced from 11 exons. Gene Ontology annotation, cellular component: NSL complex.
CGGAAAUAUAUCGUUGUGGCCAAUCAGGUGCAGGGGGGCGGGGCUACGCUGAGGUAGUGAACGGGCGACGCGAGGCGCCGCCUUAUUGUGGUUCAGAGGACUGGGAGAGAGACUUAAAAUGAACAGAAUACGGAUCCACGUUUUGCCCUCGAGUCGUAAUCGGGUGACCCAGACUCCGCGGCCCCAGGAGCCCCAGACCUGCGCAUUCACGCAGCGACCGUGCUCUCAGCCGCGUCUGGAAGGCCUGGAGUUCUGCAUCAAACACAUUCUGGAGGACAAGAACGCACCAUACAAGCAGUGUAGCUACGUCUCUGCCAAGAAUGGCAAACGUUGCCCCAACGCUGCUCCAAAGGCUGAAAAGAAAGAUGGAGUAACAUUCUGUGCAGAGCACGCUCGCAGGAACACGGUGGCUCUCCGAGCUCAGAUAAGAAAGGCUUCGUCAAGUCCGUCCCCAGAGUCUCUGUUAUCUCAGCUCAGCAGCUACAACCGUGCAGAGACACACAGUCUGGAUGGAGGACACUCUGAAGCUAGCCGCAUUCUAGAUGAGGACAGUCUCAGUGAGGAAGAAGAGGGACCCAUAGUUCUUGACCAGACAUGGAGAGGAGACCCUGACAGCGAGCCUGACAGUGUUGACAGUGAUCACGAGGAUCCUCUUAAACAUGCAGGGAUUUACACGGCAGAAGAAGUGGCACUGAUAACUCGAGAGAAACUCAUUAGGCUGCAGUCCCUCUACAUUGACCAGUUCAAACACCUGCAGCACCUGCUCAAGGAGAAAAAGCGCAGAUAUCUACACAACCGCAAAGUGGAACAUGAAUCUCUAGGGAGCAGUCUGCUGACAGGGCCUGAAGGGUUGUCCAUGAAGGAGAGGGAGAACCUGAAGAAACUCAAAGCUCUGCGUCGAUAUCGUCGUCGGUACGGUGUAGAGGCCCUGCUGCACCGACAGCUCAGGGAGAGAAGACAGGCGGUGACGGAGGGAGCUCCUCAGCUUCACACCAGGACAGUCAGUGAAAAAUGCGUUUCCUUUGUGGAGGGAACCAGAUGUACUAAUCCUUGCCUUCCCAUGGCCCGACACUGUCUUUCACACAUCUACCAGGACAACAAUCAGGUGCUCUUUAAAAUCUGUGCAGGGCUUAAAGAUGUUCCAUGUAACCACACUGUGCAUAUGGGUCAGUCGGAUGAUCCUCGCUGCCCGCUGCACCUCACCCUGCCUCCACCCAUGUACCAGCCGGAGCAGGAGCCUCCACAGCAGGAGCAGUUCACCCCUGCAAGCAAAGACAUGUAUCUGAGCGCAGCGGAGCUCCAGCCCACAGAGAGCCUCCCCCUGGAGUUCAGCGACGACCUGGAUGUGGAAGGGGAUGGUAUGCAGGGUCCUCCGUCCCCUCUGCAGUUUGACACGGCGCUUGCACUGGAAGACCAGACUAUUAGAGCCAUCGCUGAGGCCCCGAUGGACAUCCUGACCGGAGAGGACCCGGAUCAGGACCUGGACGCCUCCGGACACGAGCUCUCAGAGAGAGAUGUGGAUGCCAUCAUGGAUGACCAGAGUGAAUUCAGCAUACAACAGCCUCAAACUGCAGACCUCGCCAAAGGAACUCAACAACAAUAAAGACCCCUGGUGGUGUCAGAGGUGGCUGGAGGGGAAGAGGAUUCCAGCGACAGUUUGAUUCCAGACACCAGCACUGCUGCAGCAGACGCUCCUCCAUGACCUUGCUCCUUCAUGUCUCAUUAGAAUCCCAACUGAAUCACAGUGUCAUAUGGUGCUCUGAU